AUGUCCAUUAAUACGCUUCCGGGUACAAAGUCGAUCCAUGGAACGGACCCACAGUUUCUUAUUGAAAAAAUAGUUCGAGAACGAAUAUAUGAAAGCCUGUAUUGGAAGCAGGAAUGCUACGAUCUUACUACAGAAUCCUUGGUGGAAAAGGCCGUGCGUCUUUCACACAUUGGAAGUACCUUUGGCGGCAAUCAAAAGCCGACCCCAUUUCUCUGCCUACUACUGAAGUUGUUACAGUUACAGCCAGAUUUUGAAAUAGUCUAUGCAUUGAUAAAAGACCCUACAUUCAAGUAUCUUCGCAUUCUAGCCUCUUUUUAUUUACGGCUUGUUGGUCGUCCUCGCGACAUAUAUGAAAAUCUGGAGCCGCUAUAUUCAGAUUACAGGAAGAUUAGGGUAAAAGCACCCUCUUCCGAUUAUUAUCUUUUGUGCAUUGACCAAGUUAUUGAGACACUGCUUAAUGAGGAUGGAAUCUUUUCGAUUCACCUACCAAGGAUACCCAAACGGCGAGACGUCGAGGCGAAAGACGGCUUGGCACCCAGAACUUCUUGCCUUGCCGACCAAUUGACCUCAUAA
Molecule: messenger RNA, 573 nt
Organism: Mitosporidium daphniae
Lineage: Eukaryota; Fungi; Microsporidia
Exons: 1
Coding region: 1-573 (190 amino acids)
Cellular component (GO): precatalytic spliceosome
Source: RefSeq, a predicted model, not a curated record